Leishmania braziliensis MHOM/BR/75/M2904 is the source of this 1356-nucleotide messenger RNA. Its product is annotated as sodium stibogluconate resistance protein, putative. Bases 1 to 1356 code for a protein of 451 amino acids. The transcript has a single exon. The record is from RefSeq and is a predicted model, not a curated record. Lineage: Eukaryota; Euglenozoa; Kinetoplastea; Trypanosomatida; Trypanosomatidae.
AUGACUACUACGCCUGCUGCUGACAUGGUCACAGUACUGCAGUCAUCCCUCACAGCGUAUGUGAGAGGUCACCGGGCUGGCCGCGCGCUAUGCUUCUUCAUCAUCAGCACACCCAGAUUCUGUGCACUGCUGCGCUGUGAAAGAGGCAAUCUUGGCGACGGCGGUGGCUUCAUCGACUACGAGAAGCGGCGCAACCUGAAGUUAGGCUCGGAGCACUACACGGACUUCAGCUCUGACCCGCAAAGCUCCGAUCGACGAGGGCAGAAGUGGCGCACGAUGGAUCGCACGGCGUCGCUGUUUUUCACUCUUGGGCUGCUGGAGGCAAACUGCCGCCACAGCUACCUUGUGUUUCUUGUGAACUACUGUGCUGUGCUCAUCCGAACUUUGCCCCGAAUAAAGGAAAGAAAAACCUGCAGAAGAGUCAUUCAGAACGUACAGGAUCACAUGGAGGCUAUCAUGCAGUCUUUAACGUAUCUUGCGAACGACUACCCGCACGAGUACCUGAGUCAUCUGAUCAUGGAAAACGUGCCGAGGCCGUUGAGUGGCGACCGGGAUUUUCACAGCUCGAUGGGGGCCAGCUCCCACGCGGGCAGCCGGAACAUUCUCUCCCUUGGCAGCGAUCAGCACCGCCACCUGUAUGCCUCUGGCUGCCCGUGGACACCUACGCAGUCGGCGCUGAUUCCGCUGAUCCUGCUUCGCAGUAUUCGUCUGAGCGUUCAGGAGACUGUGAGCCGCACCGCGCAAGCGCAGCUGCGCUCUCCUGCGCAGCGCCUGACCUACCACUACACGGGGUGGAACUUCGACACUGGACUUGUGAUCGUGCCUGGGUGCAAUCUGUACAUGCUGCGGAAGUCGCUGCCUGGCUUUGUGCCUGGGAAGAGCACUUUGGCGCACCACAUCACCAUGGCAGAGCAGGAGGAGUUCCACCUGCCGAUAGGAGGGGCGGAGGGCCGCUUGCGGGACGGCAGUGCUGCUGUGCCGGUGCCGGGGCACGGCAAUGACGCCGCACGCGGCUCCCGCCACAACUCCAGGGUACCGGAGGGCAGUGCUGCUGCGGCGAAGCGGGAGGCGCGUAUAAAGAAGUGUGAAGAGAAGCUCAUCAUGAAGCGGCGGAACAUCAACACAGACCUCAACCUCAGCGACGAGCGCACGUGCGUCGCCCUCUGCUUGGAGGAGGCAUGUGCCCUUGUCCUUCCCAUCCUCUUUCUCUCACUCGUCCUGCGAAAGGUGUCCGGUGAUCCUGACUACAUGGAAAGCUACGUUUCGCUGAAGGCGCUGGGAACGGGACUCUACGGCCCCGAGUCGAGCGAGUGGAACAUUAUAGCGAAUAUCGUACGCAAGCACUUGGAAGAGUAA